ACGGCGAUGCUCAGUAAUGAGAGCAUCGAGGGGGAGUUCAAUUGAAAGAGCCUAAAAAAUGAGGAUGGAUUGAAGGGAGGUAUCGUCUCUUCUUUUUGUUCCUUCUUUUGAUUGUGACCUCAGUUUUCGCUUUUGCCUUUUUCUCUUUUCGGUGUUGGAGAUUGGGAUUAAGGUUUAUAGUCGUUGGAGGUUUCUUGAUUUGGAGUCAUCUGGCGGGCAGAGAUCUUGAUUUGGAAGCUUCAAAGUUGGCGCCUUUCUUUGGCAUCCGGCCGGAUUUGUCUGCUCCGCUGCGUCGAGCUGAGGACUAUUGCGGCGCAGAUUUGGGAAAAGAAGCGCGUCCUGAGCGGCGAAACGAGGGAAGGUUUGUAUUCUUGAUGGAUUUUUCACGCCUUUGGGGAGCUCAGGGUUCAUGUCUAUGAAAUCGAGGAAUUUGGAGGCUGUUGGGGAGCUCAGGGUGCUCGAAGAAUUUGGAGGCUGUUGUGCGCGAUUUCUGAGGGAUCAUCGUCGCUUUGGUUCUGAAGCAUUGGUCGAAUUUUAAAUCAUAGAUUGGGGGAAAACGGUGUUCUUUGUUUUGAGAUCGUCGUUACUAAGAAAGUUGAAGAGAUUUUCUUGACGCCUUUUGUCGACUCCCCGAUCAGAUUUCUGAGUUGAGGCUGCGGUGAAGCUCUUCCUGUUUGCUAGGGUUUUCGUCAUAUGAUUUGAGAAAUCAAAGAGUUUGUUACUAUACCAGAUUCACUUUCUUUUUUCCUGUCCGUUUCCUCGCCAAAAAAAGCAGUGAGAUCGACGAACAGUCGGGGAUUCGGGGAUAUAGAGGGGCAGUAAAGAACAAGGGAAAGCUGUACUUUCUUGUGGUUGGUCGAAGUGAAAUCAUCUCGUUUCAUCUAAAUAGGUCAAAAGUGUCCUUUCUCUUUGUUCUUGAUCUGAACACCGGAAACAACAGUUGGUAUGCGUGAAGAUGUUUGUUAUCUGCAUUUGCCUGGUCGAAUCAGUGUAUUAGUGAAGGAAAAGACAUCUCUUUCUUCUCUUUUUGCGACUCAUAAGAGUAGGUCUGGCUUCUGAGAAGUUGCUGUGGAGGCGAGGGCCUAGUCAAGAAGGUUGUGUUUGAGUAUAGCAGGAGAAAUGAGUGCCAACCAGCAGCAUCACAAGCGGGGGAAGACUGCUAAGGGCUUUGAUGCUACUGAGAAGGUUGUUGUUGCAGUCAAGGCCUCAAAAGAAAUCCCAAGAACAGCUCUUGUAUGGGCUUUAACGCAUGUUGUUCAGCCUGGUGAUUGCAUAAUGCUCUUAGUUGUGGUUUCACCCCACAGUCCUGGUAGAAAACUAUGGGGGUUCCCAAGAUUUGCUGGGGACUGUGCUAGUAGUCACAGGAAGUCCCAUUCUGGCACUGCUUUGGAGCAGAAGUCUGACAUAAGUAAUUCUUGUUCUCAGAUGAUGCUGCAACUUCAUGAUGUUUAUGAUUCAGAUAAGAUAAGUGUCAAGAUAAAGAUCGUCACUGGGUCACCUUGUGGUGUGGUGGCUGCAGAAUCCACACGAGUUCAGGCAAACUGGGUCGUACUAGACAAACAGCUGAAGCAUGAGCAGAAGCAUUGCAUUGACGAACUGCAAUGCAAUAUAGUUGUUAUGAAGCAUUCUCAACCUAAAGUUCUUCGCUUAAAUCUAGUAGGAUCUCAUGAGGAAGAGCCCCAGUUGCCUUCUAAGUUAGAUAAGACAAACACUGAUAAUGACAUCAAAGGUUCUCAGAAUUUCAGUAGAGGACCAGUUGUAACACCAACUAGUAGUCCUGAAUUAGAGACAUCAUUUACCACUACUGAAGCUGGGACCUUCUCGGUGUCAAGCUCAGAUCUUGGAAAUUCUCCCAUUUUUUCCACUGUUAAGAAAGAGGAGCAUACAAGUGUGAAGGAAAUCAGGAAUUUAGAUGUAUCUACCUCUGAUUCUGACAGUGAGAGUCUGAGUCAUACGAGAACAGAAUUUCAGCCCUGGAUGGCAGAGGUUUUUGGUAAUGGCUGCCCAUCUUCAAAGGAGAUUCAGGAAUUAUCACAUGCACUUGAUACCAAAGCUCGUAUUUCUACAACAAAAGCCUUGUUGGAUAAGUUUUCUAAGCUGGAUAACAAAUCUGAAAUUGGUUCUUUAAGUUACAGAUCAGAUUUAAACUUCAUUGGGAAUGUCAGAGAAGUAAUUUCUCUAUCUAGAAAUGCACCUCCAGGACCACCUCCUCUGUGUUCAAUAUGCCAGCACAAGGCACCUGUGUUCGGAAAGCCUCCUAGGUGGUUCAGCUACUCAGAGCUAGAACUUGCUACAGGUGGGUUUUCUCAAGCAAACUUCUUGGCUGAGGGUGGGUUUGGAUCUGUGCAUAGAGGUGUCCUGCCAGAUGGUCAAGCAAUUGCAGUCAAGCAACAUAAACUUGCUAGUUCCCAGGGUGAUCAAGAAUUCUGCUCGGAGGUGGAAGUUCUAAGCUGUGCACAACAUCGCAAUGUUGUGAUGUUGAUUGGAUUCUGUGUUGAAGACAGGAGAAGGUUGCUGGUUUAUGAAUAUAUUUGCAAUGGCUCAUUGGAUACUCAUCUUUAUGGUCGUAAUCGGGAACCUCUGGAAUGGUCUGCUAGACAAAAGAUUGCUGUAGGAGCUGCUCGGGGGUUGAGAUAUCUUCAUGAGGAGUGCAGAGUUGGUUGCAUAGUCCAUCGGGACAUGAGACCGAAUAACAUUCUUAUAACCCAUGAUUUUGAACCGUUGGUUGGUGAUUUUGGCCUAGCGAGAUGGCAGCCUGAUGGUGACCUUGGCGUGGAAACAAGAGUCAUAGGCACCUUUGGAUAUCUUGCUCCAGAAUAUGCCCAAAGUGGGCAAAUUACGGAAAAAGCUGAUGUGUAUUCCUUCGGGGUGGUACUAUUGGAGCUUGUUACUGGACGUAAAGCUGUUGAUAUUAAUCGACAAAAGGGCCAGCAGUGCCUGACUGAAUGGGCUCGGCCUUUGCUUGAAGAAGAUGCAAUCGUUGAGUUCGUAGACCCAUGCUUGGGGAACUGCUACUCUGAACACGAGGUCUCCUGCAUGUUGCAUGCUGCGUCAUUGUGCAUUAGGCGUGAUCCUCAGUCAAGACCUCGAAUGUCUCAGGUUCUUAGAAUAUUGGACGGAGAUGUGGUCAUGGAUUCAGGCUAUACUUCCACGCCUGCAUAUGCCAACGGAAACCGGAGUGGAUGGAUGUGGCCUGACCAGCAGCAGCAACAACUUAGCAUUCCAGUCAAACAGGCUAUACAGGUUUCGGCUGGCAGCAAAUCCUACGAGGCUUUACGGACAGCCUGGGAAAGAGAGAGGGAGAGUAUCUUGCAAAGAUGUUAAAGUUGGAACAGAACUAUUAUAUGCCUAUGUGCCGUGUGCAAUGUGUAUUCCCAUAGAUUGCUCUUUUAUUCUCCUUUUCGUGCUGUAUUCAUCACUAUAUCUGUAUCGUAUGUUAGCACAUUUUGUUAGGUUCUUUUGACUCUCAAUACGCUGCUACUAAUCAUGUCUAUGUUCAUGUUUGGAGAUGGAUCCCUUGAUAUAUGUAACCCUUGUGCA
This is a messenger RNA of Musa acuminata subsp. malaccensis (wild Malaysian banana), 3540 nucleotides long. Its product is annotated as inactive protein kinase SELMODRAFT_444075. The record is from RefSeq and is a predicted model, not a curated record. Lineage: Eukaryota; Viridiplantae; Streptophyta; Magnoliopsida; Zingiberales; Musaceae. Gene Ontology annotation, molecular function: protein kinase activity; ATP binding. Gene Ontology annotation, biological process: protein phosphorylation.